This is a messenger RNA of Necator americanus (New World hookworm), 318 nucleotides long. RefSeq lists its product as uncharacterized. The record is from RefSeq and is a predicted model, not a curated record. The transcript is spliced from 2 exons. Bases 1 to 318 code for a protein of 105 amino acids. Lineage: Eukaryota; Metazoa; Nematoda; Chromadorea; Rhabditida; Ancylostomatidae.
AUGUAUCGCGAUGACGGCGUACGAGAAACUGAAGUGCUGCGAUGCCCAGUGCCAUCGAACCUGUCCGACCAUAUGCGUUCGUUCAAUUUCACCGGACAUGGCAACAAAAGGGGUAUUGAGCACGGUUUAAUCAUCUUCGCAUCGAAAUCUCGAGAACUCCAGAACCUAGUAUUCGCUGGAAAAGUAUAUUGGAAACUUGGCGCUGUAAAUAACGGCUGGAUGGAAAGAAGCACGCAAGUCUAUGAUGACAUCGAAUUCGCACUUAUGCGGUCCCUUAUUCGUGGAACUCCAGAAUUAUCGAAAGCAUUUGGCCAGUGA